AUGGCGGCGUGUCACAUCAGAAAAAACCUUGCUGCUUUGAGGCAAUUUCCUCGCGUUGCUUUGAAUAACAUCAGAGAUUUGCCGGAGGCUUUUAAACCGGUACUAGGAAAAUCUCACGACAAUUAUAAACUUCUUCUUCAUUUUAUUCCAAAGGAACAUCGUAAAGGUCGUGGUAGAGGAUCUGGACGGGGAAAAACUUCUGGGCGUGGUCAUAAAGGACAGGNUCAAAGAAACACAAAACCCAGGCUUGGAUUUGAAGGAGGAAAUACACCGUUCUAUAUUCGGGUCCCUAAGCAUGGUUUUAAAAAUGUGUACAAGAAGAUCUAUUCACCUUUAAACUUAAACCGGCUGCAGUUCUUUGUAGACAGUGGACGCAUUAAUCCCAAAGAACCAAUCACGAUGUUUCACCUUUGGAGAUCUGGAGCAAUCGCUGGGAGAAUAAAGGAUGGUGUUACGUUAUUAGGAGGGGGUACGACUUGGUUCCGGGCCAAACUUGAUAUCGAAGUUAGCAUAGCGUUGAAAACAGCCAUAAAAGCCAUCGAACGACAGGGUGGAAAAAUCACUUGUGGUUAUUAUAACAAACUGGGUCUACGCCUCUUACUCAAACCAGAGAUCAUUGAGAAGUUUGAAGGGCGCAAGAUCCCAAGAAGAGCUCGUCCACCCAGGAAGUUAAUGGAAUAUUACACAAGCGUAGAAAACAGAGGCUAUUUGGCAGAUCCUGUUGAACUUGAAAAUGCCAGACUACAAACUUACAAGCUUGAAAAUGAAGUGGAUUAGUGCUUAACAUACAUUGCUACUGUUUCAGUAGUGCUGUUUGGUCGAUUACUCUAAAGUGAUUAAAAAUU
Molecule: messenger RNA, 845 nt
Organism: Orbicella faveolata
Lineage: Eukaryota; Metazoa; Cnidaria; Anthozoa; Scleractinia; Merulinidae
Product: large ribosomal subunit protein uL15m-like
Biological process (GO): translation
Cellular component (GO): mitochondrial large ribosomal subunit
Molecular function (GO): structural constituent of ribosome
Source: RefSeq, a predicted model, not a curated record